Messenger RNA from Erigeron canadensis, 1678 nucleotides. Its product is annotated as aspartic proteinase oryzasin-1-like. Lineage: Eukaryota; Viridiplantae; Streptophyta; Magnoliopsida; Asterales; Asteraceae. The transcript is spliced from 13 exons. The record is from RefSeq and is a predicted model, not a curated record. The coding region runs from base 7 to 1545 and encodes 512 amino acids. Gene Ontology annotation, molecular function: aspartic-type endopeptidase activity. Gene Ontology annotation, biological process: proteolysis.
UUUAACAUGGGAAAUAAGUUGGGCAGCAUAGCACAUUUCCUUCUGUUGUUCAUCCUUUUGUGUAGUCUGGCUCUUUUCACGCCAGUAGACGGCCUUAUUAGGAUCAAACUAAAGAAAAUAAAAAGAAAUGAAACCAACCAUAUUGAAUCAGCUCUCAGCAUGCAUGAUGGAGAUUAUUUGGACGCCUUUAUAAGGAAAUAUAGCCGGAGAGAGAGUAACCUUGGGGAUUAUGAAGACUCUGACACCGUAUCACUAACAGACUAUAGGGAUGCUCAAUAUUUUGGUGAGAUUGGCAUUGGCACCCCACCUCAGAAGUUCACUGUGAUCUUUGAUACUGGUAGUGCCAACUUGUGGGUACCAUCAGCAGAUUGCUUCUCCUCGGUAUCUUGCUCCUUCCACUCGAAAUACAAGUCAAGUCAAUCAAGCACAUACAAACUAAAUGGGAAACCAGCUACUAUCCAGUACGGUGAUGGAUCUAUAUCUGGAUACUUUGGUGAAGACACUGUCAGAGUUGCUGAUAUAGUUGUUGAGGAUCAGAUGUUCAUAGAGGCAAUAAGAGAGUCUGAUGAUGAGAUAUUUUCAAAGGCGAAGUUUGAUGGUAUCCUUGGGCUUGGAUUCAAGGAAAUCUCUGUUGGCGAUGCUAUCCCAGUAUGGGAGAACAUGGUUGAUCAAUAUCUUGUAAAGGAGCGGGUGUUCUCAUUUUGGCUGAGCGGAAAAUCCGAGGAAGGUGAAGGGGGUGAAAUCGUCUUUGGUGGUGUUGAUCCAUAUCACUACAAGGGUAUGCAUACGUAUGUUCCAGUCACAAAAACAGGUUAUUGGCAGUUUUACAUGGACGAUGUUCUUAUUGGUGGAGAAUCGAAUGGAUUUUGUGAAGGUGGAUGUUCUGCAAUUAUAGAUUCGGGAACUUCAUUGAUAGCCGGCCCAGCGAGUGUGAUCAACCAAAUAAAUCUUGCCAUCAGAGCAACUGGGCUUAUUACUGAUGAAUGUAAGAAUUUUGUUAGCCAUUUUGGGAACCUGGGAUUUGAUAUGGUUGCACAAUUGUUUAAAGACCCGAAGAACCUUUGCUCCAGAGGUGGAAUCUGUAGUGAAGGUGGGGGGAGUUCUAGUAUUGGCAUUAGGAGCGUUGUCGACAAGAGCAAUCGUUUAUCAGCAAGCGUACAGUGCAGAGCAUGUGAGAUAAUAUUGGGAUGGUUGCAUAAAGAGCUUGCAGAGAACCAGACACGAGAAAGUCUCUUCAGUUUGGGGCGCGAGCUAUGCACAUUGCUGCCAAGCCCAGUGUCAGAAUCUACAGUUGACUGUGCAAAACUUUCUACUAUGCCAAUUGUUUCGUUUAAAAUUGGCGGCAAAGAGUUUGAACUUUCGCCUCAUGAUUACAUAUUUAAGGUUGGCAAGGGUUCUGUUGCACAAUGCGUUACUGGUUUCCGUGCUUUGGAUAUUCCACCUCCGGGUGGCCCACUCUGGAUACUCGGUGAUGCCUUUAUGCGUCGUUACCACACUAUAUUUGAUUAUGACUUCCUUAGAGUUGGAUUUGCAGAAGCGGCAUAAAUGGGACGUCUCAAACAUAGGUGUUACUGCUUUUGGUGAACUGUUAUCAUUGCUUGUGUAUCUUGUAAACCUAUUUCUAACACUUAUUACUAGUAACAAGUACUGUACUUGGCUUUGUGUGCUCAAUGCUAGC